Micropterus salmoides (largemouth bass) is the source of this 1546-nucleotide messenger RNA. RefSeq names its product putative C-type lectin domain family 20 member A. Bases 385 to 1341 code for a protein of 318 amino acids. The transcript is spliced from 5 exons. Lineage: Eukaryota; Metazoa; Chordata; Actinopteri; Centrarchiformes; Centrarchidae. The record is from RefSeq and is a predicted model, not a curated record.
UUUAUUUAUUUAUUUAUUUAUUUCUCUGCUGGGCUGUGUUGUUUAUUUAUUUAUUUAUUUCUCUGCUGGGCUGUGUUGUUUAUUUAUUCUCUGCGGUUGUUCGGCUGGUCGUCUCCUGUUUCCAUCUUCUGUUUAUGUGAACCCAUUGUGAUCAAUAUGAAUGUGAACCAUGGCUCUUUGUCAUUUAGAGAUCAUCAGGUUACAUAACAAUGUAAAUACAGACAGCAUUGCAGAUGUAAAUACCCACAUUUUGCAUAAAACGUGCAGCAGGCCUGCGACCUUGACAGGGAAGAGGAGCUGCUGUUUAGUUUCCUCAGAUUUGCCUAAAAAAGUCAAUAAUAUGAGGAGAGUUUACUCGACACACACAGUCUGCAGAGCAGCACGAUGAUGAAGAGCAUCUUACUGGUUGUCUUGUGUGUCUCAGGCUGGGACCCCUCCUCCUGCCUCCUCCAUCAGUACCACUAUGUUCCUGAUCGUGUGACCUGGACUGAAGCUCAGACCUACUGCAGACAGAACUACACAGACCUGGCCACCAUCGAAAACACUGAAGAAAGGAACCAAGUUAUUAACACAGUUCCAUCUCUGGGUCCCAGCUUGGCGGUCUGGAUUGGCGUGUACGUUAAUCUGAACUGGAGGUGGUCAGACGGCUACACAGGGACGGGACCGGUCAAUACGGGGUGGAUAAAUUUUAAUCCAGUUCUAAACUCUGAGCCCAAUACCUCCUGUGUUUUAGGUGGAUCAACAUGGCAGACUAGUAACUGUACACUGGGAUAUCCAUUCAUCUGUAAUAAUGGAACACAGCUGGAUCCUGAAUUUGUUUAUGUGAGUCAAACAUUGAGUUGGUUAAGCGCUCAGAGGUACUGCAGGGAGAACUUCACGGACCUGGCCACUGUGAGGAACGACACUGAGAGCCAGAAGGUCCAGAGCCUGAUACCGAGUAGAACCUGGGCAUGGAUCGGUUUGUUCGGAGAUCCUCACACUUACUGGUCUGAUGGGAGUAACUCCUCAUUCAGAUUCUGGUACACAGGUUCACACUCAGUUGACUGGAAGAGUGUCACAUGUGGUCUUUCAGAUGUGUGGAUUUCAGGAAAAUGGCUUUUACUUCCCUGUAACUAUAGAUACGCAUUUGUCUGCUACAGCGUCCCUGUAAUGAAAUGGGCAGUGAAGCUGAGGAUGAAGCUGGAGGACUCCUCUGUGGAUCUGAACGAUCCUGCUGUGAAAGCAGACCUGCUGAAAAAGCUCCAGGACAAGCUGCAGCAGAAAGGAGAGGGUGGAGUCACCCUGAAGUGGAGAGAGCAGACUGAUGGUAAAGUCUUCCACAAAGAUGAAGAUAUGCUCUGAAACUGAAAUCCAACUUGUGUUUCUCUGUAAUCCUUGGUGAAUGUUGAUAUUCUACCUGCUAAUUCACACUAAGAUCAGUGUCUGAAGAGCUAAACCAGAACCCUGAAUCCAUCCUGUAGACCUGUAGUCAUAGGAGGGUUUGUCCCUCAUCAGCAAUGUUACUGAGUGAAGUGUCUUCAAAAUAAAAACAUAAAUGAGACGUGGC